CAUCUUCUUCCUCUCGGCCCACCAUUCCACCAUUUCCGGCCACCACGAGACUUCUUAUCUUCUCCGCGAAACCACUGCUUUACCAUUCGCGCCUCCACUCUAUAGCCGUGUUAGCACUGCCCCGCCGCUGAACCGCCGUCGUUUCCUCAGAUUGAUUUAUUUGAAGUAAAACAUUGGCGUAACCAUAAGCGGAUGAGACUGAGACACGAAAGAUGUUGAAGGUGGCAGUGCGGUGGAAUUGGAGGCAACUCUAUCCUCUCCCUGUAACUUGCAUUACACACCAAAAACUACGCUCACGAAACCCUUAUCUUCGUAUUCCCAACUCGAAGCUCUUUUGUUCCGCUGCUCUUCAAACAACAUCGUCUCUCAAUGCCGAACUGGACCCAUAUCUCCGCUGUUCCAUGCCACAAAAGCCACUCCGAGUUGCCGUUCUUAUCAGCGGAGGCGUUGACAGCAGUGUUGCUCUGCGACUACUCCAUGCGGCCGGUCAUUCUUGUACUGCUUUCUACCUCAAGAUAUGGUUCCAAGAAGAUUUUGAGAACUUCUGGUCGGAGUGCCCUUGGGAAGAUGAUUUAAAGUAUGCUAAAGAUGUUUGCAAUCAGGUUGAAGUACCAUUAGAAGUUGUUCAUUUGACAGAUGAAUACUGGAAAAACGUGGUUUCUUACAUCAUUGAAGAGUAUCGGUGUGGUCGAACUCCAAACCCGGAUGUUCUUUGCAAUACAAGAAUAAAGUUUGGUGCAUUUUUGGAUGCAAUUGGCGGUAUGGGUUUUGACUAUGUUGCCUCUGGGCAUUAUGCAAAGGUUAUCCACCCAUUUGCAGAUAAGAUGGAUGGCCCUUCUAUUCUUGAACUAUCACAAGACACGGUAAAGGAUCAAACUUACUUCUUAUCACACCUAUCUCAGUCCCAGCUGAAGCGACUUCUUUUUCCACUUGGUUCUAUUCCCAAGGACGAAGUCCGAAGGCUUGCCACAAAAUUUGAUCUACCAAAUAAGGAUAGAAAGGAUUCCCAGGGAAUAUGCUUUUUGGGCAAGAUAAAAUUCAGUGAAUUUGUUGCAAGACAUAUUGGGGAGAAAGAAGGUAUCAUUCUGGAAGCCGAGACAGGAGAUUUCCUGGGCAAGCAUCGGGGCUUCUGGUUUUAUACUAUUGGUCAACGCCAGGGUCUACGGCUACCUGGAGGUCCAUGGUAUGUUGUUGAGAAGGAUGUUAAAAACAAUGUAGUUUUUGUGUCCAGAAACUACUUUUCCUUUGACAAAAGAAGGUGCAUAUUCCGUGUUGGCUCUUUAAAAUGGCUUAGUGGGUUGCCCCCUAGCCAAACAAGUCAGCUUCGAUGCAAGGUGAGACAUGGUCCUGGGUUCUAUGAUUGUAACUUACAAAUGGAACUUGAAGGAGAUAAUGUAAUUGAAUCUGCUGUUGUCCGCAUAUCUGAAGAUGAUCAAGGCCUAGCAGCUGGGCAGUUCACAGCCUUCUAUGAGGGAAGAACAUGCAUUGGAUCUGGUGUGAUUUUGGAGUCCGGGGAUGAUCAAAGUUAUCCUGUAUGCGCAAAAGCUUUAGAAAUUGCAAGAAUGAAAGAUAAAUCAAAGAUUGGGAAUCCAGUUAAGAUAAAAGUUAAACCAGAUAACCCACAAGAAGUUUGUUGUUCCACAUCAUAGGGGAUUAAGAAAUUCUAGAGUUGCUCCCGCAGAACCAAACAUGUAGACUUGGCUAUGUGCAUACAUAUAUACCUGUGAGGAAUUCACUUAUGUAAAAAAUGAUAGAUACCAGUCUCCAUCAGUCCUUUGGAAGGAGGGAUGCUACAUGGUUUUGAAGGGCAAAUGGAUCCUCUACCCCAAGUGAAAGUGAA
This is a messenger RNA of Trifolium pratense (red clover), 1840 nucleotides long. RefSeq names its product tRNA-specific 2-thiouridylase MnmA. The transcript is spliced from 11 exons. Lineage: Eukaryota; Viridiplantae; Streptophyta; Magnoliopsida; Fabales; Fabaceae. Gene Ontology annotation, molecular function: sulfurtransferase activity. The record is from RefSeq and is a predicted model, not a curated record. The coding region runs from base 213 to 1649 and encodes 478 amino acids. Gene Ontology annotation, biological process: tRNA processing.